CUUAGCCGCCGUCUGAAAAGCUCAAUUAAGCGAGCGAAGAGCCAGCCUAAACUUGAUCGUACCGGAAGCUUUCGCCACAUGAUUCUCCCACGAUUCCGCAGUGCUGACCAGGAGAGAACGCGCCUGAUGCAGAGCUUUAAGGAGUCUCACUCCCAUGAGUCUUUGCUGUCCCCGAGCAGCGCGGCCGAGGCGCUGGACCUCACGCUGGACGAGGAUGCCAUCAUCAAACCCGUCCACUCCAGCAUCCUCGGCCAGGAGUACUGCUUUGAGGUAACAACGGCCUCGGGCACAAAGUGCUUUGCCUGCCGUUCGGCUGCUGAGAGGGACAAGUGGAUAGAGAACCUGCAACGAGCUGUUAAACCUAACAAGGAUAACAGUCGACGUGUGGACAAUGUUCUUAAGUUGUGGAUCAUCGAGGCGCGGGACCUCCCCCCUAAAAAGCGCUACUACUGCGAGCUGUGUCUGGAUGACAUGCUGUACGCACGCACCACCAGCAAGCCUCGCACCGACACCGUGUUCUGGGGCGAGCACUUCGAGUUCAACAACCUCCCCGCCAUCCGCAGCCUGCGUCUGCACCUCUACAAGGAGACGGACAAGAAGAGACGCAAGGAGAAGAGCACCUACCUGGGUUUGGUCAGCAUUCCCAUCUCGAGCAUCACCGGCCGGCAGUUUGUGGAGCAGUGGUACCCGGUUAUCCAGCCCAGCGUUCUUGCCAAGGGUGGAGGUGUAGGCAGUGGCAAGGUCAUUAAUGCCUCACUGCGGCUCAAGUCGCGCUACCAGACCAUGAGCAUCCUGCCCAUGGAGCUGUACAAGGAGUUUGCGGAGUACGUGACGAAUAAUUACCGCACUUUGUGCGCCGUGCUGGAGCCACUGCUGAGUGUCAAGAGCAAGGAGGAAGUAGCCUGUGCCCUGGUGCACAUCCUGCAGAGUACCGGCAAGGCUAAGGAUUUUCUGUCAGACAUGGCGCUGAGCGAGGUAGAUCGCUUUAUGGACCGAGAGCAUAUGAUCUUCAGGGAGAAUACACUGGCCACCAAAGCCAUAGAGGAGUACCUCAAACUUGUUGGACACCGUUACCUUAAAGACACCAUUGGUGAGUUCAUUCGUGCACUGUACGAGUCGGAGGAGAACUGCGAGGUGGACCCCAUGCGCACUCCACCCUCCAUGCUUCCCGACCAUCAGGCAAACCUACGCAUGUGCUGCGAACUUGCACUCUGCAAGAUCAUCAACUCCCAUUGUGUGUUUCCACGUGAGCUGAAAGAGGUGUUUGCUUCAUGGCGCGUGCGUUGCGCCGAAAGAGGUCGUGAGGAUAUUGCGGACCGGCUCAUCAGUUCCUCAUUGUUCCUGCGCUUCCUGUGCCCUGCCAUCAUGUCUCCGUCGCUGUUUAACCUGACGCAGGAGUACCCAUCCGAGCGCACUUCCCGCACCCUCACGCUCAUCGCCAAGGUGGUGCAGAGCCUGGCCAGCUUCUCCAAGUUUAGCGGUAAGGAGGAACAUAUGAUGUUUAUGAACGAGUUUCUGGAGAUGGAGUGGGGCUCCAUGCAGCAGUUCCUCUAUGAGAUCAGUAACGUGGAGUGUGGCAGUAACGCCCCGGCGUUCGAAGGUUACAUCGACCUGGGCCGUGAGCUCUCCAUCCUGCACAGCCUGCUCUGGGAGGUCAUGGCUCAGCUGAGCAAGGAUGCGAUUUUAAAGCUGGGGCCUUUGCCGCGAUUGCUAAAUGACAUCAGUGUGGCCCUCCGGAACCCCCAGCUGCACCGCCAGGCCAGCCACCAACCGCCUGAACGACAGCUCACCCGCCCGCCCUUCAGCCGCCCGUCCACCAACGACUUCCAGAGUCUGAUGAUGAGGGAGCUGAACAGUUCUAUAGAUAUCUCCCGCUUGCCGUCUCCCACGGCGGGUCUCACUGGGAGCGGAGCUCUCUCCCACCCAGGCAUGGCUGCUUUUGAAAGAGAUCACCGUGGCAACAAAGAUGUCUUCUAUGUGACACGCCCUCCACUAGCCCGCUCAAGCCCAGCCUACUGCACCAGCAGUUCUGACAUCACAGAGCCGGACCCAAAGGUGCUGAGUGUGAAUAAGAGUGUAUCCAUGAUGGACCUGCAGGACUCUCGCAUCAACAGCAUUUCUAACCUGCAUUCUGUCAACGACAUGCUCAACUCCUCACAGGGCUCCAUCGCAGGCUUGGGCAGUUUCGGCCCAAUGGGGGGAGCCCCUCUGCGGGUCGGCGGGCGCGUCUCGGCCGGCUCUGGCGGCUCCAGCAUGUCGGGCGGCCUGCGGCUGAGUCACCCAAGUGGCUUGGCCACGGACUCGCUCUCCCAGCAGCAGCAAGCGGCCGCCGCGGCCAUGCACGUACCGCUCUCCUUCCAGAACCCUCUGUUCCACCUGGCCUCGGACGGACCGCAGUACCACACACCACCCCACGCGCCGCACGCCCCACCACCUCUGCUGCUGGCCCCGGAGCCUGAAAACGGCCACGUGGGCUUUGGCAUGCCGGCCUUCGGCCACGGCGGCUUCUCCCGCAGCGAGGACCUGUCGGCACUGCGCUCGCAGAACAGCCUGGUGCAGCCCAGCAUCGUCCACUCGCACAGCUACAGCGACGACUUCACCCGCCACAACCAGGCUGAUUACGCACGCAGGCAGCUCUCACUGCAGGUGCAGGAGAACCUUCAGCAGCAGGUGUUGAUGGGAAUGGCUCCCCAGACUGCUACAGGCACUGGUACACCAGCUUCAGUCGCCACACCCCCCACCACCAUCCACCCUGUCCGUCAGGCCUCUAUGGCCCCGCCCGCUCCACAGCGUGUGAAGCCUCAGCCCUCCCACCAGCUGUCAGUCAGCUCAGCUGCUAACUCCACCCCUCCCAAGGCCCGCCCCCAGAGUGGAAACCUCCUUCAGUCGCCUGAGUCGAGUUUCGGGGCCAGGCCGUUGCCACGGCAACAGCUGUCCGUCAAGGACAGCCCUGCGCCCGGCCUCCCGCAUCAGUCCAGCACAGCUAGUGAUAGCCAGCCACAGGGGGGCGCUACUGAGAAUGCAGAGAAUACGCCGAGUGAGACGCCUGCUAAACCCGCUCCGCAAACCAACCAACAGCACCUACUGAAACCAACUACUAACAAACAGGGCUCUAAGUCUCCGUCCACACUGAACCCGCCAACCCCUGCGUCUGAGCGGACAGUGGCCUGGGUAUCCAACAUGCCCCACCUGUCUGCGGACAUCGAGAGCCUGCGUGUGGACAGAGAGGACCUGAAACUGAAGGAGCACUCUAAAAGCAUGGAUGAGUCUCGGCUGGACCGGGUGCGGGAAUAUGAGGAGGAGAUCCACUCUCUGAAGGAGCGCCUGAUGAUGUCCCACCGUAAGCUGGAAGAGUAUGAGCGGCGGCUGCACUCUCAGGAGCAGCAGACCAACAAGAUCCUGCUGCAGUACCAGAGCCGGCUGGACGACAGCGAAAGGAGGCUGCGGCAGCAGCAGAUGGAGAAGGACACACAGAUCAAAGACAUCAUCAGCAGGCUGAUGGCGGUGGAGGAUGAGUUGUGUGACUUUGGUGUAUGAUUGUGUUGCGUGAUUGG
This is a messenger RNA of Colossoma macropomum (tambaqui), 3554 nucleotides long. It is a transcript of the gene syngap1a, whose product is annotated as synaptic Ras GTPase activating protein 1a. The record is from RefSeq and is a predicted model, not a curated record. Lineage: Eukaryota; Metazoa; Chordata; Actinopteri; Characiformes; Serrasalmidae. Gene Ontology annotation, biological process: regulation of GTPase activity.